This is a messenger RNA of Phodopus roborovskii (desert hamster), 1215 nucleotides long. RefSeq names its product calcium binding protein 7 (gene Cabp7). The transcript is spliced from 5 exons. The record is from RefSeq and is a predicted model, not a curated record. Gene Ontology annotation, molecular function: calcium ion binding. The coding region runs from base 353 to 1000 and encodes 215 amino acids. Lineage: Eukaryota; Metazoa; Chordata; Mammalia; Rodentia; Cricetidae.
GGCCAGGCGGCCGCACCAGCGAGCGGACAAGCGGGCGGCGAGCAGCGCGGAGCGCGCGGGGCAGCGCGGAGGGAGCGCAGCGCGCGGCGUUCGGAGCCGGGAGGCCGGAGCAGCGCCGCCCCCGCUGUCCCUGCGAGGCCCGGGUAGGGAGCCGGACCAGGGAGCUGGCGGCAUGGCCCGGCGGCCCGGGGCGCGGGGGCGCUAGGUCCCGGGCGGGUGCCCCGUGUCUCGCCGCCGCCACCGCGCGCCGCACCGCGCGCCCCGCCCGCUCCAGCCGCCCCCGGGGCCGCCGGCGGCCGAUGAGCCCCGGCCUCAAAGUUUGCGGCGGGCGGGCGGGCGCGGAGCCUCCAAGAUGCCGUUCCACCCGGUGACGGCGGCGUUGAUGUACCGGGGCAUCUACACCGUGCCCAACCUGCUGUCGGAGCAGCGCCCGGUGGAUAUCCCUGAGGACGAGCUGGAGGAGAUCCGAGAGGCAUUCAAGGUGUUCGACCGUGAUGGCAAUGGCUUCAUCUCUAAGCAGGAGCUGGGAACGGCCAUGCGCUCCCUGGGUUACAUGCCCAAUGAGGUGGAGCUGGAGGUUAUCAUCCAGCGGCUGGACAUGGAUGGUGAUGGCCAAGUGGAUUUUGAGGAGUUUGUAACACUCCUGGGACCAAAGCUUUCCACCUCGGGGAUCCCAGAGAAGUUCCAUGGCACUGACUUUGACACUGUCUUCUGGAAGUGUGACAUGCAGAAGCUGACGGUGGAUGAGCUGAAGCGACUCCUCUAUGACACCUUCUGCGAGCACCUGUCCAUGAAGGACAUAGAGAACAUCAUCAUGACAGAAGAGGAGAGCCACCUGGGCACUGCUGAGGAGUGCCCUGUGGACGUGGAGACUUGUUCCAACCAGCAGAUCCGCCAGACGUGUGUGCGCAAGAGCCUGAUCUGCGCCUUCGCCAUCGCCUUCAUCAUCAGUGUCAUGCUCAUCGCGGCCAACCAGGUGCUGCGCAGUGGCAUGAAGUAGGCACCAUGUGAGUGCCCACCUGGCAUUUGUAGUGCCCAGGCUAGCCCCACACCCACCGCCGCCUGCAGCCCUCCCUCACAGCUUACUCCUUGGGCCACCACCCACGGGCACUUCGAGCCUGGACAUUGACCACCCCGAUCCUCACCCCAUAGGCCUUGCAUGGAGCCAUGGCCCAACCGUGAAGGACCUGGCGGUGGCUCUGAGGACAGUACUAG